AUGUCGCCUUUCAACCUUGGAUUAUUGAUAUUCCACUGUGUGGUGGCAGAUGGGAAUUCAACCACAAGUACUGAAAGUGAUGGUCUUCUCUGUGGAGAUGCUGGAGAAAAUUGUACAGCUGCUACUACCACACAGUCAGAGUGGACAGGCCACUUCUCUCAAUGCCCCAAGCAAUACAACCAAUAUUGCAUCAAUGGGAGAUGUCGAUUCCUGGUGGCCGAGCAGACGCCCUCUUGUGUCUGUGAAGAAGGUUAUGUUGGGGCAAGAUGUGAAAGAGUGGACUUGUUUUAUCAAAAAGAAGAUAGAGACCACAUUGUGGUGAUUUGCUUGGUAGCAGUUAUGGCGUUUUUAAUUAUCCUGGUGGUUGGUAUCUGCACAUGCUGUCAUCCUCUACAAAAAUAUCAUAAAAGAAGGAAGAAAGAAAAUAUGGAAACCCUGGAAAAAGACAGAACUCCAAUAAAUGAAAAUAUUCAAGAGACUAGUAUUGUUUAA
Suncus etruscus (white-toothed pygmy shrew) is the source of this 492-nucleotide messenger RNA. It is a transcript of the gene BTC, whose product is annotated as betacellulin. Gene Ontology annotation, biological process: epidermal growth factor receptor signaling pathway; positive regulation of mitotic nuclear division; positive regulation of cell population proliferation. Bases 1 to 492 code for a protein of 163 amino acids. Lineage: Eukaryota; Metazoa; Chordata; Mammalia; Eulipotyphla; Soricidae. The transcript is spliced from 5 exons. The record is from RefSeq and is a predicted model, not a curated record.